Molecule: messenger RNA, 638 nt
Organism: Tricharina praecox
Lineage: Eukaryota; Fungi; Ascomycota; Pezizomycetes; Pezizales; Pyronemataceae
Product: mitochondrial pyruvate carrier
Exons: 5
Coding region: 171-530 (119 amino acids)
Biological process (GO): pyruvate import into mitochondria
Cellular component (GO): mitochondrial inner membrane
Molecular function (GO): pyruvate transmembrane transporter activity
Source: RefSeq, a predicted model, not a curated record
GACGCUUUGGUUAUUUGUUAGGGGCAAUUUGGCGGCGGAAGGAGCUUCAACACACCAGUCGCCGACCGACACCAGUCAGUCGCCAACGACUUCUACGCUACAACCCCGCCAUCCAAUUCCACAUCCGCCGACACCACUACAACCACCACAACACACAGAACAACAGCAAGAUGGCUUCUCAAGGUGCCACCGCCGCCGUCAAGGCCAUUAACCCCGCGUUCAACCCUAGGACCGUGCACUUCUGGGCUCCCGUUCUCAAGUGGGGUCUCGUCAUCGCCGGAAUUAGUGACUUCUAUAGACCCGUCCAGGACCUGUCCGUCAACCAGAAUGCCGCGCUGACCGCGACCGGAAUGAUCUGGACGCGUUGGUGUCUGAUCAUCAAGCCUCGCAACAUUCCGUUGGCUGCUGUCAACUUCUUCCUGGGUGUCGUCGGUGCUACGCAGUUGACCAGGAUUGCGCUUUACCGUCGCGAACUGAAGAAGCAGCAGGCCGAGAGCCCGAUCCUGUCUCAGUUGCCCCCGAAGGCUUAGAUGCAGACUGGUUGGAGAAAGGGCGGGGUGUGUGUGCAUUCGAUACCUGGCAGUUACCUACUACGAAUCUACCUGGGUUUCUGGUGCGCAAUCAAUCGUUAGGCUCAU